GUCCGAUCCCUGUCUGCGUUGCCUUCGUCUCGGAAAAUUCGAACGUUUUUCACGUCGAAGUAUUAUACAAAAGUGUGUCCACUCGGAUUUUUAGAAGAAAAAAAAAAUUACCGAAGCUAAAAAUCGACAGACCGCCGACUAAUUGUUCACAGACUCAAAAUUGUGUGCGCUUUUUCUUCUUCUUCGCUCUCUCUCUCUUUUUUCUAAUUUUAAUUUUUAAUUUUUGCGUGCCCGUCGAACUUAGCCCUUUUUUGGAUUGUCGACGAACCGACCGGCUUGAGUAUGCGGUUUUCCAAUCGUCGGGGUGCCGUCGGACCGGAGACCUAUGCACGGAUACACAUACCGCGGCCGACACAGUCUCAAAAGUUUUCCAGAAACUAAGUCGAGAUCCAGCAAUUCGAUGUUGAUGUCGGGUGAACUUCAAUCAUAACUGCGGCAUCCGAGUGCAAUCAAGUAAAUAUGUCAUGCACGAUGGACGAACAGAGCCAGAAGACGUCGCCUCGGGGACAGUCGUGCCGGGGAAAACCCCAAACCUUGUCAGUGGUUUCAGUCCUGUAUGUCAUGAUUUGCGUCAGAACCACAUACACCUUGCCGUUAGCCAGUUAUAGUAUUGGUGGCAACAUGAGCUUGUUGUCAAUGCAGCGUCUCAAGUCGUUCGUGGAUGACACUUGCUCGCUGGACCCGCACUGCCAGUGGACUUGGGUCCCUCAAGAAAACGGAUUAAGAAACGUGACAACGGACGAGGCAUUAGCAAUGGUACCGGAGAACUAUAUGUACGCACCCGGAAAUGACUCCGAUGUCGGCCAAAGAGGCAAUUUUCUCUUCGUGUAUGGCAGACCGGAAAUGGGAACCAUACAAAUCAAGAGUCCGUACUACACCCUCGGCGUGUUCGAAAACACCGGAUGUUCGUUGUCGUUUCAAAUGCAUACAAACGUCACUUUUCCCAAUAAGGUAUCUGUGAUGAGUCGGGCGCUCAACUACACAUCAAUGAUCCAAGACAAUCUCGAGAACAGCACUCCGACAAAAUGGGAAAAGAAAAAAGUGUUGUUAGCCAAGCACACCAGACAAGUGGUUAUCGAAAUAAUAAUGACACCGGGAUCUCACAUUGGCAUCGACGACAUUAAACUUGAGAAUUGUUUACCAGACGAUAUCAACGGAAUACCACAGAACGGAAGUUGUCCGACGGAUACGCAUUUCCUGUGCUCCGACAACGCCACUUGCAUUCCACAUCAUAGGGUUUGCGACAUCAGCCCUGAUUGCCCGGACGAAGGCGACGAAACCGAGAAAUGCCUUCGAGUGCCACUCGAAUCCCGUUGCACCUUCGAGUCUGGAUUUUGCGGCUGGCAAAACUCGUCCGAAGAGAUGAUGCUUUCGUGGAAACUGAACAAAGGCGACCGACAAAAAUUCACAGGGCCUAAAUGGGAUAACACCUAUCAAAACCGUUCGGGUACGUACGCUUAUGUGGACAUGUCAGGGCCGGCCCAUCUAGGAUCGGCGGCUCGAAUGGAAAGUGCUCAUUUUCAUCCACCUCCGCCUUACUGCUCCAACCCAGAGUCCAAAUACUACAACUCCUGCUAUAUAUCGUUUUUCUAUCACAAAUUCGGGUCGCAUAGUGGAUCGUUGGGACUGUACCUGGUAGAGACUCACGGUGAGGUAGACCGGAUGCAACGGUUAUGGUGGAGUUUUGGAAACUACGGAAACACUUGGCUUCGGACUGUUGUUUACUUGAAAAACAUCACCACGAGCUAUUACUUACAGUUCGAAGCCCGCAAGUUUAUGUCACAAAAAGGCGAUGUGGCCAUAGACGACAUAGCAAUGAGCCCCAAGUGUUUUGGCUUAGAUGUCCCCAAAGAAGAACUGAAGGGCUACAAGUACGAAACCGCUGGUGUCAAUGACACGAACACAUACAACGUCACUCCAUUGAAGAUUCCCGUGCAUCCGGAUUUCAUUAACAAAACCGUUUACAAAUUUACCACUUGUGGUUCGAAGGGCAGAUUGGGUCCUAGCAACAGAUCCUGUGAAAUAGCAUACAACAACAGCACUUCUGCGGUCAACGUCAUCAACGAUACUUACAUGGACGGUGUCCAAGUUUGGACCGUACCCGAAACUGGAGUUUACACCGUCAUCGCAAGCGGUGCUCGAGGAGGAAAAGGUGCCGACGGUAUGGGCAUAUCCAAAGGAGCCACAUCUAUUGCCGUGGUCGAGAUGGCUAAGAACCUACAGCUGCACAUCCUGGUCGGUCAAGAGGGCGGAGACGCUUGCAAAAAGGCCUACGAGAAGCACGACGGGGCUUGUCAACGCGAACAGUACUUCAGGACCGGCAACGCUCUCAGACAGUUGCACGACUUGCGGUUGCUUAACGGAGGCGGCGGUGGUGGCGGAGGAUCGUUUGUUUUUACAGGAACCCACGAAGACGGUUUUUUACCUUUGUUGAUAGGAUCCGGCGGAGGCGGUUUGGCCCAUGGUCCUUUUAAGGACGACCGGAGCCAACACGGAAACGGAACCAACGAUAGAUUGCCGUCCAUCACUGCACCAGCGUUUGGCGAGAACCCGGCAGGUGCUGGUGGCGGUUGGGCACCAGGAAACUAUUCGGACGAACAAAAAUACACAGGAGCUUCGGUGCUGGAAGGCGGAGCGGUCGGUGGACUGGCGUGCUACAAGAGUCGAGGAAACAUCAAGGGUGCCGGUGGCUUCGGCGGAGGAGGCGGUGGUUGUGUCGCCGGCGGUGGCGGUGGAGGCUACACGGGUGGACGAGCUUGGAGCAACAGUCAGACAAACGGCGAAGGGGGUUGGUCUUACUUGCCGGAUCACAAGUAUUUGUUCUACAGUGCCGUGUAUCCGGGAAGCCACUAUGGUCCAGGAGCCGUGACCAUCAUACCAGCGAUCGUGGGCUGCGGAUGCGCCUACCUAUGCGUGGCCAUCAACAAACUGCGCAACGCUGCAAUGUGCAUUUGUCCUAUGGACUUCAGACUUGGGGCGGACGGCAAAUCGUGUUCUUACCAAUCGGCUGAAACGAAUAAAAUCAUAAUUCUUAUCACCGGAAGCGUUUUUACUGUCGUUAUAAUUUGUAUUAUCAUGGGACUUUGUAUGUACCGCAAUUAUAGGAAACGAAAAGAGCGCAAAGAGACCGUCCAAAUACUCCAGAACGGUAUUCUCAGCUACAGCAUGAACUCCAGAAGUCGUAACGGCGACAUGGAAAUCAAUCCUAUUUACGAUUUUAACGGCCGCACUGUGUCGACAGACGAUUUGCCCAGGAUUGCUCGUGAAGACCUUCGGAUACUCAGAUCCAUUGGCGAGGGAGCGUUUGGAAUCGUUUACCGUGGAUAUUACCGGAAAUCCGGUGAAUCUAAGGACAUUAGAGUCGCGAUAAAGACGUUACAACCGAAAAAAGACAUGACCAACAUCGAUCUGAAAUUCGACGAUGACGCGGCUCAAGCCAAUCCCGAGUUAUUGGCGGAGGAAAAGAAGCGCAAAGAACAAAAGGAAGAACUUGAGAGCAUCCGGAGUUUCUUGGCCGAGGCGGUAAUCAUGAGUCAGUUCAAGCAUCCGAACAUUGUCAAGUUCAUAGGCAUCACGUUUGAAAAGAACUACAGGUUCAUCGUGACGGAAUUCUUGGCCGGCGGCGACCUGAAGGAGUUUUUGAGGAAAAAUCGUCCUUCGGUGCAAAACAAAGACACGAUUGUUGAUCUCAGCAUGAAAGACCUGUUGAAAAUUGCGUUGGACAUCGCCAAGGGAUGCAGAUACUUGGAAAAAUUGCAUUUCAUACACAGGGACAUUGCCGCCAGAAACUGCUUGUUGUCUUCGACCAGCCGAAGAAGAGUGACGAAAAUAGCCGACUUUGGCAUGUCCAGAGACGUUUACAGAAGUGAUUACUACAAAAAAGACGGACAAGCCAUGCUGCCAAUAAAAUGGAUGCCUACAGAAGCUUUGGUGGACGGCGUUUUUAACUCAAAAACCGACAUAUGGUCGUUUGGCAUAACUUUAUGGGAGAUACUGACGUUCGGUUCACUUCCUUAUCCCGGGAUGACAAACAAAGAGACCAUGAACUACGUAUUGCGAGGCGGGCGUUUGUCUAGACCAGGAACCUGCCCGGAGCCUGUUUUUAAACUUAUGUGCAUUUGCUGGAGGACGAAUCCAGGAAGCAGACCAACGUUUGAGACAAUACUAAAACGAAUCCGACUGUUUAUGCAAGAUCCGACCAUAAUCAAUUUUAAGCAACCAGUAGUAGGCAGACAAAAGGCGCCAUUACCUUACCGCGCUAUCCACCCGGAACCAGACGAGGCGAGUGGAUCUUUAAACGGAGCAGAACUUAGAGCAGAAAUUAUGGGCGGUGACGGCGAAGAGCAUCAGUACAUUACCCCAUUGCCUGCUGACGACCUGUUUGAUGAAGAGAAUGCUGGGCUGAUGAGAAACGCAGAGAGGUUCGGUAGACGUUACAGUGAUCCUAUGCUGGUGGACGACGGUCACAAUUUCAUAGAAGAUGACGACGAUGACGACGAAGACGACGACCGUGACGGCGAUGCUGAAGGCGUGGGCGAGGAAGACGAUGGGGCAUGUGCGUUUGGAGGAGAAGGACAUAAGGACGACGACGAUGAAAUGGAGGAAAGUGACGUAGAAGAAGAGGAAGAAGACGACGACGAAGACGAUAACGCCGAGGAGAUCUUCUUGGAAGCAGACCGCAGGCGAUUGGACAAGGAACCGAACGACUACUUAGGUGCACAGGCUCCUAACACUUACCCGAAAACUGUCAUCAGCAACGGUGCCGUCCCGUCUUAUAACUGGAACCGGUUCAAAGAAACAAGUUUCAUCAGCAUGAAAGAACCGGUAAGUCGACCGCCACGAGUGGAAGGGGAAGUUCCAAAUUACAGAAGAAGGAGAUCGUUUUCCGAACUCGAGGACAACCGCUCUUAUCCGUACACAGUGUCGGGUCAAGUCAGUUACAACGAGGCCCAUGACGGACAAAUAAGGUGCUGACACGAAGAAACUGGGACUAUGGUAGUCGAGUCCCUGGAAAUGAUAUAAGCAUUUUUUUUGUCCUUUCAAUAAGUCAACAUUGGUCAUUCACUCAUGUGUCGUAUUGAAGUACAUGCCAGGACACGUUAAACGUGUCCUUUUAAUGCGUUUUUUCCUUGUCAUAUAAUUUGCAAAUAUUAAUAUGUAUAAAAUGUACCUAUCGUAAUAGUAGUAAAUCUAAUUAUAAAUAUAGUAAAAAAAAAGCACCCGGAAACGACUAAAAUGGUAUAAUUUUGUGGCUAUAUGUUUCAUAUAGACAGGAUAGGAUUCGCAGAUAAGCAUUGAGGAUUCGGUUUUUCUGCGUCUAUAAAUUUAAUUUAUUUAGUCAGUCGACCACUUAUUGCUAUUGCAGUUAGUUCAUGGAAAAAAACGUGUGGCAAUCCGUUUAAGUAUAAGUAUUCGAGGUUUAUAUUGAUUAUAAAAAUACGGUGUGAACCAAAUAAACAGCUUUUGCUUUUAUCAAAUCCCUACAUUCGAAUAUUCGAUAAUGCGAAUACUGGGCAUGACUACAUGUAGUAGGCUUGCAAAUACGAAUUGUGUAAUUGUGUUGGAUUAUACCUAAACUGCAAUAUAAUACAAAUGUUGAGUGUUUUUUUUUAUAAAACGAUACAUUGAAACAAUGUGAUAUAGCAGUUAAGUAUUGUAUUAUUUUGAAAAUAAUAAAUUAUACAAUAUUUAAUUUUACAAGAAUAAUAUUUAUAUCGGUUUAUUUUUAACGUCAUACGAGCUGCUCAAAACAUUGUAAUUAUUAUAGAAUCAUUCAGCCAAACGUUAAAAAACAAUUUUUUUUUUUAAUAUUUGACAAGCGGAUAAUUUAUGAUAAGUAGUUAAAUAUGUUUAGACAAUCUCUAGCGUUUAACUAUGUAAAGUGUAGUACAAGUUAUACAAAAUAUAGUUGUUUUGAAAACCGGGAUAGGUUACACUUAUUCUCUUUGCCGUUCCACAUGAUACGGACCUUAGAAAUAUAUGCAAAUUUGUAUGGGUUAAAAUAAACCACAAAUCAAUAUUAUAUUGUGUUUAUUUACAAUGUAAAUUAUAAUGGGUACGAUUGCGCAGUAAUGCGUUUUGAUGUUCUAGUAAUUUUUAAUAAUAGUAUACAGCCCAAAAUUUGUAUCUUCCACGGUUUGUCCUUAAGUUUAUACUUAGCUAUGCCCCUGGUAGUAAUUGGUUGUGUGAUUAAAGUUAUAAUCUAAUGGUAGUUUCUUAAAAUUAAUAGUUUAAUUUAUUAAACUUACAUAAAAAGAACUAAAAAAGUACCGUUUUCUACUCUAAUAAUAAAAUAGUCUAAAUGAAUGAUUAAAUAUAGGUAUUUUAAU
This is a messenger RNA of Adelges cooleyi (spruce gall adelgid), 6329 nucleotides long. Its product is annotated as tyrosine-protein kinase receptor-like. Gene Ontology annotation, molecular function: transmembrane receptor protein tyrosine kinase activity; ATP binding; protein binding. The record is from RefSeq and is a predicted model, not a curated record. The transcript is spliced from 26 exons. Gene Ontology annotation, biological process: cell surface receptor protein tyrosine kinase signaling pathway; protein phosphorylation; regulation of neuron differentiation. The coding region runs from base 460 to 4974 and encodes 1504 amino acids. Gene Ontology annotation, cellular component: membrane; signaling receptor complex. Lineage: Eukaryota; Metazoa; Arthropoda; Insecta; Hemiptera; Adelgidae.